CAGUUCCCAUUUCCUAAGCUCUCGGGCGGUCGGGAUGGAGGGAGGCAGCGCAUCGCCCGGCCUCGGCUCCAUGAACCACGACGCCAAGGUGAGGCUUUUGUCUUUGUGUUCUACCAACGGGACAGGAUGAACGCAUCCCAGAGCUACCAGCAGCCGGGCUGGAAGCGCGGGCCGGCUCAGAAAAGCCCCACGCGCUCCUCCGGCCCCAUCGGAGCCGCUCUCCGGGGCCGCCUCCCGCGCACCGCACGGGGCGGCGCUGCCGACGGGCGCCGCUCCGAGCCGCGCCGUGCAGCUCCGAGCCGUGCCGUGCAGCUCCGAGCCGUGCCGAGCCGAGUCCCGGAUGUUGGAGCAGCCCCCGCUGCGCUCAGUCCUUUUCCAUAAAAGGCCAAGGGGCUCGGCGGAGGCCGGGGCCAUGGCGCUGGACGGGAUCCGCAUGCCGGACGGCUGCUACGCCGACGGGACGUGGGAGCUGAGCGUCCAUGUCACCGACCUGGGCCGCGACGUCACCCUGAGGGUCACCGGGGAGAUCCACAUCGGGGGAGUCAUGCUGCGCCUCGUCGAGAAGCUCGAUGUGAAGAAGGACUGGUCGGACCACGCGCUCUGGUGGGAAAAGAAGAAGACGUGGCUCCUCAAAACGCACUGGACGUUGGACAAGUAUGGGAUCCAGGCUGACGCCAAGCUGCAGUUCACCCCGCAGCACAAGCUGCUCCGCCUGCAGCUGCCCAACAUGAAGUACGUGAAGGUGAAGGUCAACUUCUCCGACAGAGUCUUCAAGGCGGUUUCCGACAUCUGCAAAACCUUCAACAUCAGACAUCCGGAGGAGCUCUCUCUUCUGAGGAAACCCAGAGAUCCAUCAAAGAAAAAAAAGAAGAAGCUGGAUGACCAAUGUGACGACGAAGCCUUCGAGCUGGAGGGCCCACUGAUCACACCAGGGUCGGGCACCGAUAUUCUUUACAUCGGCCCCGUCAAAGGAAACAUCUAUUCCAGCCCAGGACUGUACAGCAAAACCAUGACGCCGACGUACGACGCGCACGACGGCAGCCCCUUGUCCCCCACGUCCGCGUGGUUUGGGGACAGCGCCUUGUCGGAGGGCAACCCGGGCAUCCUGGCCGUCAGCCAGCCCGUCACCUCCCCCGAGUCCCUAGCAAAGAUGUACAAGCCACAGGCGCUCCUCGACAAAGCCAAAAUCAACCAAGGGUGGUUGGAUUCGUCCCGAUCCCUCAUGGAGCAGGAGGUGAAGGAAAACGAGGCUUUGCUGCUCCGGUUCAAGUACUACAGCUUUUUCGACCUGAAUCCAAAGUACGACGCCAUCAGGAUCAACCAGCUGUACGAGCAGUCCAAGUGGGCCAUCCUGCUGGAGGAGAUCGAGUGCACGGAGGAGGAGAUGAUGAUGUUCGCGGCGCUGCAGUACCACAUCAACAAGCUGUCCAUCAUGUCAUCAGAAAACCACCUGAACAACAGUGACAAGGACGUGGACGAGGUGGAUGCUGCACUCUCCGACCUAGAAAUCACCUUGGAAGGUGGCAAAACGUCAACGAUUCUGGGUGACAUCACUUCCAUCCCGGAGCUCGCUGACUACAUUAAAGUAUUCAAGCCCAAGAAGCUGACCCUGAAAGGUUACAAGCCAUACUGGUGCACCUUCAAAGAUACCUCUAUCUCCUGCUACAAAAGCAAAGAGGAAGCCAAUGGGACUCCUGCCCACCAGAUGAACUUGAGAGGAUGUGAAGUCACCCCCGACGUGAACAUCUCCGGUCAGAAGUUUAACAUCAAGCUUCUGAUCCCCGUUGCAGAGGGAAUGAAUGAAAUCUGGCUGCGCUGUGACAACGAGAGGCAGUACGCCAGCUGGAUGGCCGCCUGCCGCCUCGCCUCCAAGGGCAAGACGAUGGCGGACAGCUCGUACAGCAUGGAGGUGCAGAACAUCCUCUCCUUCCUGAAGAUGCAACACCUCAACCCAGACCCGCAGCUGAUCCCGGAGCAAAUCACAACAGACAUCAACCCCGAGUGCCUGGUGUCCCCGCGCUACCUGAAGAAGUACAAGAACAAGCAGCCAGGCUAUGUAAGAGACUUGCUCACGGCGCGGAUCCUGGAGGCCCACCAGAACGUCGCCCAGAUGAGCCUCAUCGAGGCAAAGAUGCGCUUCAUCCAAGCUUGGCAGUCGCUGCCCGAAUUCGGCAUCACACACUUCAUCGCCAGGUUCCAGGGGGGGAAGAAGGAAGAGCUGAUCGGCAUUGCCUACAACAGGCUCAUCCGCAUGGACGCCAGCACGGGUGAUGCCAUCAAAACGUGGAGGUUCAGCAACAUGAAGCAGUGGAACGUGAACUGGGAGAUCAAAAUGGUGACGGUGGAGUUCGCCGACGAUGUGCGGGUGUCCUUCAUCUGCACAGAGGUGGAUUGCAAAGUGGUGCAUGAGUUCAUUGGUGGUUACAUCUUCCUGUCGACGCGAGCAAAGGACCAGAACGAGAGCUUGGAUGAGGAGAUGUUCUACAAACUGACCAGCGGCUGGGUGUGAGCCCCAUGUACUGUAAGCCAAGAGGAAACCCCGUGGCCGUAUUAAUAUUUAACUUUAAGAAGCUGUUAUUUGAAAUAUGCUGCUUAAUAAAGUAAGCUUGAAAUGUAUCUUUUUUUUUUUUUUAAUCAUGAACGUUUUUGCAUUACCAGACCAGUUAAUCUGUGUGCACUAAUGAGCACUUCUGUUAAUUUGCUAUAACGAGACCGUGCCUGGGCCAGGUGAUGCUGCCUGCAGCCUUACUCCAGAACAUGCCUGCAGCUGGGAUAGGAUUUGACUUAAAGAGCCAAAUUUCCAAGAGAACUCUAAGCCAUCUUCUUUAAAAGCCAUCCGGGGCUUAAACGAUAUGAAGUCUAUUUAUCAUGUUUAAUGCAUGAGUGUUUUAUUUCCUUUUUUUUUUUGUGUUCUCUCGUUGUAUUUUUUUUAUUAUUGUUAUUCUGUACAUUUGACCUGUUUGGAAGUUGUCCUCCCCAUAUGUAGAGUUCCAGUCUCCUUUCACACUACACGCACCGGGACUGCUACGGGUGCCUGAUGUUCUUCUGAAGAUAUGUGGCCUUAAAGAUGACCUCCUGUUAGUCUGUUAGAGCUUGGAUUUAUUCGUUAACUUUCUUUUUUUGAUAAUCAUUUAUAUUGCCUCCUUUUUUUUUUUAAUUUUGUUUUUACACCGUAUUGUGUUACGACACAUUUAGUAUUCACCAGCAUAGCCCACUGUUCUGCCUACGAUAUGCAAACGUGUUCAUUACAAUAUGAAGUAAAGGUCUAUGAAGUAUAGGUUUUGUGUAACUAAUGUAAAAACACAAAUUUUAUAAAACUGUACAGUUUUUUAACUAGUCUCACAAGCCAGCUAGAAUAUUGCAUAGAUAUCUGCCUUAACUCUAGUAUGCCUGUAAGAAAUAAGGGGAUUAACCCAGGGAAAACAAAAAUACAGCCAAAAAAAAAAAAUAAAAAAGCCAAUUUCAGUUCAGUUUUUAUCUAAGUUAAGCAGGAGCUGGGCUGGGAGCCCCAACCCGGGGACGAUGGGGGCAGCUCCCAUCCCACGCCCGGCGCAGCACCAGCGGCCGCCGCAUCUCCUGAUGUGAGGAGUGAGCAGUGUUGCGUUCCCCCCACUCUGUGGUUUCAAGACUAUGUAUAAAUGCAUUUUAUUUUAAAUAAAAGUCGAAUCUUUUAUUUAA
Gallus gallus (chicken) is the source of this 3678-nucleotide messenger RNA. RefSeq names its product fermitin family member 2 (gene FERMT2). The transcript is spliced from 17 exons. The record is from RefSeq and is a predicted model, not a curated record. Gene Ontology annotation, cellular component: extrinsic component of cytoplasmic side of plasma membrane; focal adhesion. The coding region runs from base 341 to 2509 and encodes 722 amino acids. Gene Ontology annotation, molecular function: integrin binding. Lineage: Eukaryota; Metazoa; Chordata; Aves; Galliformes; Phasianidae. Gene Ontology annotation, biological process: cell-matrix adhesion; integrin-mediated signaling pathway.